Molecule: messenger RNA, 1419 nt
Organism: Geodia barretti
Lineage: Eukaryota; Metazoa; Porifera; Demospongiae; Tetractinellida; Geodiidae
Source: the annotation of a GenBank genome assembly
AUGCGGCCCUACGAAACCGUCAGCCGACGAGUCUGGCGGUUUCGUGAUGUCCGGAUAUGGCUGGUCAUCGGGCUGAUUGUUCUGGCCCUCCUGGCACUGUGGGUGGUUCAAGCAUUUCAGCUGACACCGCUGCUCGCGCCGCCGUCCCAGGCGAUUUCCUCGCAAAGCUCGUCAGCACAGCCUCACGAUUGGGCCUCGGUGCGGAGGGACACGGGCGGCACGGCAUGGUCGCCGGGCUCGGCCACAGCUCCGCCGUUCUCCGUUCGGUGGGAGAUUGCCACUCCGGGCACGGUCCUGGGCACUCCAGCGGUGUCGGGAGGCCGGUUGUUCUUCGCCACCGACGACGGCCUCGCGAUCUCCGCGGAUGCCGAAAGCAGCGAAACUCUCUGGACGUACGACCUCGGUUCGCCCUCGGACAGCGCGCCGGCGGUCGCGGGGGAUCUCGUGUUUCUGGGUACGAGGGACCAUCGCGUCCUGGCGCUGGACCGAGACACCGGUGCACUGCGCUGGCAGCACGAUCUGGGAAACAUCGUGCUUGGCUCGCCCAUCGUGGUAGACGGAACGGUGUACAUCGGGUCGACCAACGGGGCGUUGGAAGCGCUGGACGCGAGCAACGGGCAAUUCCGAUGGUCUGCUGACGCCAAUGGCUGGGUGGUCGGCCACCCGGCGUCGGAUGGCACGGUGGUGGCCGCAACAUCCCUGGGAGAGCGCUUCAUAACGGUGGAUCCCAACACCGGACGCCGCCGCCUGGUUUUCUACUCCGGAACACCGGUGGCGGGAGGGCCCGUUAUCGCCGAUGGCCGCGCCUACUUCGUUACCAAUCGCGGCGCGGUCUGGGCGGUGGACCCUGAGGCCGUGAGCUGGCCGUUCAGCCGAUUUGCCUACGUGGCCAAGAUCAACUUUUUCGCCUGGCGUCUGCGAUCCGACCCGCCGCGGCAGACCGGCACCCUGUGGGUAGGCUCGGCGCGCGGCAAGGUCAAAUACAGCCCUGCCUAUGCCAGCGGAAACCUGUUCGUGGUCAAUGAAGCAUCCCGGGUGACGGCAUUCGACGGCUCGUCGGGAUCGGUGGUUUGGGCAGCACAAAUGGACGCCGAGGUGGUCGCGGAACCGUUGGUGUCGGGUGAUACGUUGGUGCUCGGCACCGCCGACGGCCAGCUCCACGGUUUGGAACGCCGGCACCGGCGCGGCACUGUGGCUGCACGACAUGGGCGACUACCCGCUGUCCGCCGCGCCAUCAGUGUCCGGCCGGACGCUGUAUCUACCCACGACGGACGGCAGGCUCGUGGCACUGGAGGGCCGAUGAAGCCGGCGCGGCCAGCGCGGACUACGGCGGCCCAUCCUCGGUUGACGGUCGAUUCUCCCGUGCCUAUACUCGCCGCACAUUCCGAGAGACAGCCGGGAGCGCACGAUCCGAGAUGA